GCUGAAAACUGCCUGUGGAUCCUGAAUCAGAAAGGAGAUGAUAAACAACAACAACAACACCAACUCUCAGCCUGACUCUGACCGCUGCAUCUCUCUGACACAUUUAGUCUAAAGCAGCUGGACGUGUGUCUGUGUGUGGGGGUUGGUUUUUUUUAUUUCCUUUACUUAGACAAGUUGUUGGGAACUUUUUUUUUCCGGAGUUGGAGCAGGAGUUUGGUUUCCAGUCUGACCUGCAUUGCAACAAAACCCCGCUGCUUCUUCUGUCGCUGCUGCUGCUGCUGGAGGGGAAAAAAACAACAUCCACAAGGCCGGAGAGAGUCUGUGUGGACGGAACUAUGGAGAUCCUGGACAGUAGUGAACCGUUCCUACACUGGGACAGGAACCUCAGCGAGCUGUCUGAGGCCGGAGAGAUCGACUCUGUGCUCUACACCAAUCACUUCUCUGAGCUCCUCGACGACCUGUCCCAGGAUGCUUUGUUGGGACAGCUGCUUAGCGACCCCUUUCUUUCCGGGGUGAGGGACGGCGUGGAGGCCAUGGAGGGCGAGCACGGAUGUGACCUGUCCCCGUCGUCCCCUCUUCCCCCUCACAUCACGGCCGAGCACAGCUACUCUCUCUGCGGUGACAGCCGACCACAGUCGCCCCUGUCGCACCUGACCGGAGAGCAAGGCAGCGAAGCAGCAGAGUCAGAUGGGGAUUCAGCUGAGUGGCCCAUGGAGCAGGAGGAACCUAUUGACAGCCUCCUGUGUGAGACUCCCUCCCUCCUCCCCACCCUCUCCCUGUCUCUGGCCUCUAGCGAGGGGCCCCAAGCACCUGAGGGCCCUGCUGGGACCCCUGCCACCCCAGCUCAGACCACAGUCAGCAGCCACAACCAGGGCAAGGUGAAGAUAAAAGAAGAGAAUAUCAUCCCUCAGAUUAAACUGGAACCUCAUGAAGUGGACCAGUUUCUCAAUCUUUCCCCCAAAGGUCUGGAGCCUCUGCAGAUGCCUCCCACUCCUCCCAGUUCCCACGGCAGUGACUCAGAGGGCAGCCAGAGCCCCGUCCACGCCCCGCCCGGCCUCUCCUGCCCCACCUCCCCCACCAGCCCCUCUCCAUCCCAGGCCAGCCUGAAGGUGUCGCCUCGUGCUGCCUCCUCCUUGUCCAACUCCCCUCUGCUCACCGCUCCUCACAAGCUGCAGGGGUCUGGACCGCUGAUCCUGACUGAGGAGGAGCGUCGCACCCUGGUGGCUGAAGGUUACCCUGUUCCCACCAAACUGCCGCUCACCAAAGCCGAGGAGAAGGCGCUGAAGAAGAUCCGCAGGAAAAUCAAGAACAAGAUUUCAGCUCAGGAGAGUCGCAGGAAGAAGAAGGAGUACAUGGACACUCUGGAGAAGAAGGUGGAGACCUGCUCUAACGAAAACAACGAACUACGCAGGAAAGUGGAAACUCUGGAGUGUACAAACAAGUCUCUGCUGCAGCAGCUGCAGUCUCUGCAGGCGGUGGUGGCAGGCAAAGUCCCCAAGUCCUGCAGGGUCGCUGGCACCCAGACAUCAUCAUGCCUAAUGGUGGUCGUGUUGUGUUUCGCUCUGUUCUUGGGGAGCUUUUACCCCAGCAGUCUGACUCCGUGCUCCACCAUCACUGAAACAGGCCUCGCAUCCAAACAGCUGGCUGUCAAAGAGUCCUACACAGCCACAGUUAAGUCGAGGAAUCUGUUAUCAACCUUCGAAGACGAGCAGCCACACCUGCUCGGUCUGGGCGGCGAGUAUCCCGACCAAUGGGAGGACACGCCAGCCGUCGUCAUGGCAGCGUGGCGUCACUCAGAGCAGCAAAAGCUGGGGAUGGAGCCCGGCAGGGUGGAAACACUCCCACCUUUCAGGAGUAAAAACAAUGAUACGCAGACACAGAAAAACCUGCUGCUGGACCUGCACAGGUCUCUGGAGCAGAGGGCGAAUGAGAGCAGCAGUAAAGUGAUAGAGCUGGAGCGAACGGUCAACGAGACCUCCUGAGGUUGACGUCAACACCCCCUCAUACCCACCCACCCCCAUGAUGACCUUUGACCCCACCCCACCCCCUCUAGAGCAUGGUUCAGUGUCCUGGAGCAAACCUCAUACAGUAGUUCCCACUGGUGAUUAUUUAAGGUCAUUUUUUUCUGCCAUUUCUGCUUAAUCAGAUACACUGUGAUAGUAAUAAUAAUUAUUAUUAUUAAUAAUAAUAAUAAUAAUGAUUAAAAAAGGGCACUGGUUGCCUUAAUUUUUGAAGUAAAAGUUGCACUGAAUAGUUUUUACAUGAGUCAACUUACCAGUUUUAGUUGUCUUAAUUGACCCGGCCUGAAACACUGUUAAAAAAAAAAUCACAUUCAGAUAAAUUUAAACAGAUCUAGAGAAUAUUGUAGUGUUGCAUUUAUUCCAGUGGAAAGUGUCUUAAAAUAUGACGUGAGGCUUUUUACAGGACACUGACGAGGACCUCUGUAUUUAUAGAAAGCUUUUUUGUUUGUUUGUUUCUCUUUUUAGUUGUAUUUCUUUUAAUAUUAAAUGUUUUUAUUCAAUUCCAGUAAUGCAUUCAUCACAUUUUGAUACUUUUUUGUGUUCAUACUGUAUUUUUUGUGAUUUAUUUUAUUAUAUUCUUUUAUAUAUUGUUCAUUUGUCUACAUCUGACUCAUGCAUCGAGGGUUUAGGUCGGGGUUCCUGUGCUCAUUUGGAAAAUCGGAGAUGUUUCUAAAUGAAUAUUGAGAGAUGUCUAAAAACUGACUGCAAAAGAAUGAGAAAAUGUUGUUUAGUUUUAAAUGAUGCAGAUCAGCUGCUUUCAUGCAGUUGAAGACCAAAUGUCAUUUCACAUAUGUCAACACACCUAUAAACACCAUAUUUGGGAUGUUUACAGGUGGGCCCAUCAAUCGGCAGCUUCAGUAAGAUUCACAUUCACUCCCAGUUUUUCACAGGAAAUACUGACUGUAAUUUUGAAAUCCAGUCAAAAAUGAAUGUUUGCAAAAAGAAAAAGUGGAUUAUUCUUUCCCCAGAUGCUCAUAUUUGAUAUGUGGGGGCCCUGCGAGCAAUGCUUCAGGCAUUUGGACUUAGUUCUGUCUGUGUGACGGUCACUGUGUGCAAAUCAGGAGUCAGUAUUUGAGAUGUUUUGGUCAUUAAAUGCAUCAGUCAAGAGCAGUCAAGUAGCAAACCACACCAUUUUCAAAUUAUUCCUUUAAAAGUGUUUGAAUGGAAAUUUUUAAAAUGUGCGAUGGAACCACAGAUUUCUCCUGCACUUGCUUUUUUUUUCUUUGGACCGUUAAUCCCCGAUUUGCACACCCUCACUGUCAGCUCCAAGAGUCUUUAUCUGCUAUUUUUCAGCAUUUGCCAAAAAUAUUUCUUCCCAGAAAUGAAAAAAAAAAGUAUCUAUUUUUGUAAAUAUAAGUUGUUAAUAAAUAGGUAAGUCUAAAUGUGUCUGGGAUCUGUAGUUUAUGAACCAAUCCAUAAUUCAUUCCGAGUCUAUUUUGGAUCCUGUGUUGAUUGAUAAAUUAUGAACAUGAGAGGCCUCAGCUUCAGGGUUUGUCUCAACUCGCCCUAAAGUCUUAACUGUUCACAUCACGUGUCUUACAGGUGACGUUUUAAAUGUCUGAGCUUUACUGAAACAUGUUCUUUCAUGUAUGUUACAGACCAAACCAGACACGAGGCCUGUUCACUUUCUGCACAUGCACACUGUAAAUAGGAACAGUCGCCCAUUUGAUAGUUGAAAGUUGCAUUUUAGAACUGAAUCAGACUUCCAUCUUAAAUUGAUCCCAUCCCGGUUUAGGGAUGAGAACAUAAGAUUUGUAUAUGUAGGUCUCAUAUUUUAAGCUUCAGUGGCUGUAUCAUCGAAGAUUUACUGUCAGACCUGUAUGUUGUUAGGAUGCAUUUUCUCCACUGUAUCUUAGUGUAAAGAAGCCAAAGCUACAAUUUCUUCCUCACUGCUGAGUCUGUAAAAUAAGAUAAGACACUGAUUCUUAUUUUGAAAUUUUCAUGAACAGUCCUCUUCUACUGAAGUCUGAAACCACAGCAGCCAGAGAGCGUUUUUCCAAAUCAGAUUUCAUUUGGAUGUUGCUUCUGAGUAAAGUCAGCCUGACUUAGGCCUUCUGUCUUUUUUGCUUUCAAAUGAAUAAAGUAUUUUCCUUAGUAAA
This is a messenger RNA of Toxotes jaculatrix (banded archerfish), 4120 nucleotides long. RefSeq names its product cAMP responsive element binding protein 3-like 2 (gene creb3l2). The record is from RefSeq and is a predicted model, not a curated record. Gene Ontology annotation, biological process: regulation of transcription by RNA polymerase II. The coding region runs from base 336 to 1982 and encodes 548 amino acids. The transcript has 12 exons. Gene Ontology annotation, molecular function: DNA-binding transcription factor activity, RNA polymerase II-specific; cAMP response element binding. Lineage: Eukaryota; Metazoa; Chordata; Actinopteri; Toxotidae.